UUUACCAAUCAAAGAUAUAACAAAGUGUGAGAUAAAAAUAUGUGUGAUUUUUUGGGAGCAGCCAAAAUGAUUAGGGGUGUCCCAAAAGAAAUUUCAGACAUGAAAGAAGAACUUGAAAGCAUUGAAAACUUCAUCAACAAUGCAGAUAGAAUAGCUGAUGCUGAAGAUGACAAUGCAAGUGAAGGAAUCAAAGCAAGGAUCAAGCAGCUCAUAGAAGCAUCUUUUGGCAUUCAAGAUGUCAUUGAUGAAUAUAUGAUUUGUCAGGAACAACCUUCUGGAUUUGCUAACUUUGUCAAAACUAUAAUUCUUCGUCGCCAAAUAGCAUACAAGAUUCAGAAAAUCAAAUCCCAAAUUAGUGAAAUGAAUGAUACAAGUGGAAAAGAACAUAGCUUGCAUAUCCAAUCAUCUUUGGAACAAGGGUCAAGCAGUACUGCAACAAACUUCAACAUGGAGAACCUUCGAAAGGCUCAAUUUUGUAUCGAUGAAGAUGAUGUUGUAGGCUUUGAAGUUCCAAGAGACAUACUAAUUGAUUGGUUGAUAGAGGAGAGAGAAGUGCACACAAUUGUCACCAUUGUUGGAAAGGGAGGACAAGGAAAAACAACUCUUGCAAAGAAGGUUUUUGACGACAACAAGAUCGUUAAACACUUUGAUUGUCAUGUAUGGAUCAGAGUGUCUCAAUCAUACAAUAUAGAAGGCUUGCUGAGGGACAUGCUGCACAAGUUUUACGAACAACAAGGAGCAAAUCUCCCCCAAAGUAUUCAUCAAAUGAAUCGAGAGUCAUUGGUUGAUGAAGUGAGGAACUACUUGCAGGAAAAAAGGUAUGUUAUAGUUUUUGAUGAUGUAUGGAGCUUACAUUUUUGGGAUGAUAUCAAAUUUGCUAUGAUUGAUAAUAAAAAGGGUUGUAAGAUAUUAAUCACAACAAGAAACAUGGAUGUUGCAAAUGCAUGUAAGAAAUCUUCUUUUGUUGAAGUGUAUGAAAUGAAAGGUUUGGCUGAACAACAAUCUUUGGAGUUGUUCAAUAAGAAGACAUUCCACGACUUAAACGGACGUUGUCCAGAAAAUCUUAUUGAUAUAUCUUUUAAAAUUGUUGAAAAAUGCAAUGGAUUGCCACUAGCAAUUGUACUCAUUGGUGGUAUUUUAUCUUGCAAAGAUAGAAAUACAUCAGAAUGGUAUAAGUUUAGUGAAAAUCUAAAUAUAGAGUUAAAAGAAGAUUUGAAGAUAAAAAAAAUUGUAGGUCUCGGUUACCAUGAUCUGUCUUACAAUCUCAAGUCAUGUUUGUUGUAUUUUGGAUUAUAUCCUGAAGGUUGUAUAGUUCCUACAAAUAUACUGAUUCGGCAAUGGAUGGCUGAAGGAUUUGUGAAAGAUGAUAUGGUAAAAACAUUGGAAGAUGUUGCAGAUGGAUAUUUAACAGAUUUGAUCAGUAGAGGUUUGGUGCAAGUAGUUUCAAUUAGUAUUGAUGGAAGAGCAAAAAGUUGUUGUGUUCAUGAUCUGGUGCAUGCAUUGAUCCUUGAAAAAUGUGAAGAAUUAAGUUUUUGCAAGAAUAUUAGCGAGGAUGACCAAUCAUCUUUAAGUGGGAUGGUUCGACGCCUAUCAAUAGCAAUCAGAUUUGACAAUUUGAUGGAAAAUAUUGAAAACUCACAGGUUCGAUCACUGCUUGUUAAAACAUUAAAUGAAUCCCUUGCAAGAAGAAUCCCUACAAAAUACAGGCGAUUAAACGUGCUUGAUUUAGAGCAUGUUGGAUUGCUUGAUGUUCCUAAAGAUUUUGGAAGUUUGACCCACCUAAAGUAUUUUAGGUUUAGAGAGAACUUUCGAGGAGAUCGUUGUGUACUUCCAAAAGCCAUUGGUAUGCUCAAGAACCUUGAGACAUUGGAUUUAACACGUACAAGUUUCCAAGCCAUGCCGAAAGAGAUAUGCAAGCUUAGAAAGUUACGCCAUUUCCUAGGCUACAAUAUGUCUUUGAUUCAAUUAAAAGAUGGUAUCGGAGGCAUGACAUCCCUACAAACUCUACGUGAUGUUUAUUUAGAUGGCGGCGAAAAUGAAGUGGUAAAGCUAAUCCAAGAGCUAGGAAAACUAAAGCACCUAAGGGAAUUGGUCUUGAUCGGUGUUAGGAGCGGAUACAUGAGUGCUAUAUCUUCCUCAAUCAAUGAGAUGCAAAAAGUGGAGAAACUACAAAUUCGCGCAAACGGAUAUGACACAGUUAUUGACAUGCAUUUGAAUUCACCACCACCUAUGCUUCGACAUCUUACUCUUGAUGGGAAGUUAGAGAUGUUGCCUCUGUGGAUUCCAAAACUUCAAAAUCUUGUUAAGCUGAAACUCAAGUAUUCCCAACUAACAGAUGAUAAAAUGAAAUUACUCAAAAGUAUGCCAAACUUGUUGACCCUCUCUCUUAGCAACAAUGCUUAUGAAGCUGAAAGGUUACAUUUUCAAGAUGGAUGGUUUGAGAAUUUGAAGCAACUAUAUCUUGAAGAUUUGGAAAACUUGAAUUACAUCAUUAUCGACGAAGGAGCGUUGCGUUCUCUAAAAAAGCUAUCACUAACCUUCCUCCGCCAUCUCAAGACUUUACCAACUGGCAUUCAACACUUGAAAAAGCUUGGAGUUCUCAGUAUUAAGCAAAUGAGCCAUUUAUUUAGUCAAGCAUUUUUUUUCGAUGAAGGAAAAGUGCAUUGGAGCUUCAAGCAUGUGCCCGUGGUAGAAAUCAUUCACCAUCCAAUUAAUUAACUUGAAAGAGGUAUGGGCUUUGAUCAGUGCAAUGAAGCUUCAAAUUUCGCUUGGACUUUUAUAUUUUAUGGCAUUGUUUCCCUUUAUUCGUGUUUUUUCUAUUUCAUUCUACAAUAAAAAAGUGUUUUUUUUAAGAAAAAAGUGUUGUUUUUCAUUUAAA
Molecule: messenger RNA, 2878 nt
Organism: Medicago truncatula (barrel medic)
Lineage: Eukaryota; Viridiplantae; Streptophyta; Magnoliopsida; Fabales; Fabaceae
Product: disease resistance protein RPM1
Exons: 2
Coding region: 40-2718 (892 amino acids)
Biological process (GO): defense response to other organism
Molecular function (GO): ADP binding
Source: RefSeq, a predicted model, not a curated record